Messenger RNA from Manihot esculenta (cassava), 857 nucleotides. Its product is annotated as EPIDERMAL PATTERNING FACTOR-like protein 4. The record is from RefSeq and is a predicted model, not a curated record. Gene Ontology annotation, biological process: guard cell differentiation; stomatal complex development. Lineage: Eukaryota; Viridiplantae; Streptophyta; Magnoliopsida; Malpighiales; Euphorbiaceae. The coding region runs from base 116 to 457 and encodes 113 amino acids. The transcript has 2 exons.
CUUUUGCAAUUACCUCUCUCUCUCUCUCACUAAACCUAUGCUCCCGUCUUAGGCCCUUUUCUUUCUUUCUUUUUCAGUACACAACACUUGUUGCUUCCUCACCUCCACCUUGGCGAUGGCCCUCCUACGCCACCGCCACCUAUCAACGCUGCUCACUGCCUUCACUUUUCUCCUUUUCUUAUCUUCUUCGGUUACCACUUUCUCCUUACACGGUAAUGGGUUUUCAGAGAGGAACGACGGGGAGAGAAGAAGAGCGUUAAGGGUGUUUGACAGAGUUCUCAGUCAGAAACGACUUAGUGGACCAGGUUCUUCACCACCCACGUGUAGAUCCAAGUGCGGAAAGUGUUCACCAUGUAAACCGGUUCAUGUGCCGAUUCAACCUGGUUUUAGUAUUCCAUUAGAGUAUUACCCAGAGGCUUGGAGAUGCAAGUGUGGAAACAAGCUGUUCAUGCCUUGAUAUAAAAAAAAAAGGUUUUUUGUUCUGUUACUAUUUGGUUAACUAUUGAAGCUCGAAGGAGGUGGUCUUGUGGUGCCUUUCCAUGCUUUGCAUUAUGAUGAUUUUGACUCCGGACAAGGAACUCCGGGAAUGUAAGUUGUAGAGGUGAGAUUACCAAGAGAGAUCUCCUCUCUCUCUCCCUCUCGUGUUAAUGAUCUCUUCUUCCUUUUUUUAUUUUUUCACUCACUUGUAUUGAUGCAAAGUUCAUUAAGAGACAGAUGGAACUGAGUAAAAGCUGUAAUUAAGAUGAGUUUCUUUACAUAAGAACAGAAGCUGCGAGCCUGCGAUGCUUAAAGCCUUCUCUCUCUUAUUUCGUUUUUACUGACAAUGAAAAUAGGAAGUUUUACUUCCAAGUAGGACA